CCAACUUGCAGUUGUGUAGCAAUGCAGCAACAUCAGCUGCAACCCCAACCCUACUAACCUAUAAUUGACCCAUCAAAUUUCUCUUCACUUCACUUGAAGAACAAACACACAGAGAGAGAGAGAGAGAGACAAUGGCAUUCCUUCUCUUCAUCUCCUUACUCUUUUGCUCUUCAACCGCCGCCGCCAUCUCUGCCGUCCCAAAACAACAAGAGCUGGAUCGAAUUUCAGCUCUCCCCGGACAACCACCGGUCACGUUUUCUCAAUUUUCCGGCUACAUUCCGGUCAACGAGCAACAUGGCCGAGCUCUCUUCUACUGGUUGACCGAAGCCACUGCUUUUCCCGAGAAGAAACCGCUUGUUCUUUGGCUCAACGGAGGACCAGGUUGUUCAUCAGUAGCAUAUGGAGCAUCAGAGGAAAUCGGGCCAUUUAGAAUUAACAGAACUGGUGCAUCUCUUUAUCUCAGCAAGUAUGCGUGGAAUACAGAAGCAAAUAUAUUGUUUCUUGAAUCGCCUGCUGGUGUUGGUUUCUCUUACACAAAUACAAGCUCCGACCUUGAAGAUUCUGGAGACAAACGGACGGCUCAGGAUGCUCUAGUCUUUCUAAUUAGAUGGAUGUCACGGUUUCCACAAUACAAAUAUAGAGAAUUCUAUAUUGCUGGGGAAAGCUAUGCUGGGCAUUAUGUUCCUCAGUUGGCAAAGAAAAUUGUCGAUUACAAUAAAGCAAACAUGCAUCCCCUCAUCAACCUUAAAGGCUUCAUUGUGGGAAAUGGCGUAACAGACAACUAUUAUGACAGCAUUGGAACCGUCACAUUUUGGUGGAGCCAUGCAAUGAUAUCAGACACAAGCUACCAUUCAAUUCUAAAGCACUGCAAUUUCAAGGAGGAAAAAACAUCACAGAAAUGUGAUGAUUCAGUGAGUUAUGCCAUGAACCAUGAGUUCGGAGACAUCGAUCAAUACAGUAUAUAUACACCAUCUUGCUUGGCGUUGCCCAACACUACAAUGAAGCCUAUGAGGCUCAAAAAUACUCUUUUGCGUCGGAGGGUUUCUGGCUACGAUCCUUGUACUGAAAAUUAUGCAGAGAAAUAUUUUAACCGGCCGGAAGUGCAGAAGGCAAUGCAUGCAAAUGUUACUGGAAUUCCUUACAAAUGGACUGCAUGCAGUGAUGUUCUUAUAAAGAACUGGAACGAUUCUGAAACUUCUCUGCUACCCACAUACAAGGAGCUGAUUGCAGCUGGUCUAAGAAUCUGGGUUUUCAGCGGAGACACAGAUUCAGUAGUUCCAGUGACUGCCACUAGGUUUUCUCUUAGCCAUCUCAAUCUUGCAAUUAAAACCAGGUGGUAUCCAUGGUAUUCAGGUGGUCAGGUAGGAGGAUGGACAGAAGUGUACAAUGGGUUAACCUUUGCUACAGUGAGAGGAGCUGGGCACGAAGUUCCACUAUUUCAACCCAAGAGAGCAUACAUUCUUUUCAUAUCGUUUUUGGCUGGGAAAGAAUUACCAACAUCUUGACAGAUUGUUUGGAGAUGAUUAGCAACGAUAAUUGGUCAUCUUUGAGGAAGUUCUUUGUUUAAUUGUUUCAACUAACUUGAAAUUCCACAUAAUGGUGGGUAGGAUAGAAUCAUUCAUUCAAAUUAGCAUUUAUAAUUUUAAGGACAAAAUUGUUACAUUUCAUGUUAUAGACCGAUGCA
Molecule: messenger RNA, 1684 nt
Organism: Corylus avellana
Lineage: Eukaryota; Viridiplantae; Streptophyta; Magnoliopsida; Fagales; Betulaceae
Product: serine carboxypeptidase 24
Biological process (GO): brassinosteroid mediated signaling pathway; proteolysis
Molecular function (GO): serine-type carboxypeptidase activity
Source: RefSeq, a predicted model, not a curated record